Messenger RNA from Nannizzia gypsea CBS 118893, 1740 nucleotides. RefSeq names its product C2 domain-containing protein. Gene Ontology annotation, biological process: positive regulation of gene expression. The record is from RefSeq and is a predicted model, not a curated record. Bases 1 to 1740 code for a protein of 579 amino acids. Lineage: Eukaryota; Fungi; Ascomycota; Eurotiomycetes; Onygenales; Arthrodermataceae. The transcript is spliced from 2 exons.
AUGGCAGCCACAGGCAACGAGCAGACAAACGGGAACACCAACGCUGAUGCGGACGCAAAUCCACGGCAGAGAUCAGCUUCAGAGUCUCAUCUACCCUCGCCAAGUCACAAGGGGCCAGCAGGAGGCUACGAUGUCACUCCCAUGCCCUCCGCGCCGCCUGGCUGGACGCUCAAGUUCACCUUCCACCGCGCAGUGAAUCUGCCCAUAGGCGACCUCAGCACCAUGGCUUCCGACCCUUAUGUCACCGCCAUCCUCGAGACCGGCCUGCCCACGCGCCAUCCAAAGCAGGAUCCCAUUUUCUGCUUUCGUACUCCCACGGUGAAACGCACCAUCAAUCCCGAGUGGAACUGCGAAUGGAUAGUUGCCAAUGUCCCUUCGUCCGGGUUUGAAUUGAAAUGUCGCAUCUACGAUGAGGAUAUCGCGGAUAAUGACGACCGGCUGGGAAGUGCCUACGUUGAAGUCAGAGAUACUAUUUCAGAGUCAUGGCCAGGCAUCAAGGAGCAGGGUUUCAAGGUCAGAAAGCGCAUGGGCAGCCAGAGAGCUUACCUCCUUCGAACCAUUGCCUCGACAUUCUCCAAGAAUGUUGAUAAUGAAGGACUGCUCUACGUGAGUGUUGAGUGUCUGGGUAGAACACCAGGCCAGGAGGGAGCUCAUUUGUACACUGUUGGCCCAAACUACUGGACCAAGCAUUUCUCCCCGCUGAUCGGCAGGUUGGUAGGUAUAAAGGACAAGGUCAAGAGCAAGGAUGGCAAGCCCGCUGUUGAACGAUACAACUUCCAAGCAGUGCAGAUACAGCUGUCGGGCCCCGUGCCGACGCCAUUGUAUCAUCGCUACGUCGAGUUCCGUCCCUUUGUAGCUGGAAUGUUCACGGCAAAGAGCAUCAGAGGCCGUUUGCUUAACCAUGCUUUGCACCACCAACAUGAACGCAUCUACACAUACGACCACAACACCAUCUACGGUGUCUUCCCCCAGCCAUCCAUCGACCUGACAAAACUCUUCCUUGACUUUGUCCAGUAUGGCCAGGGCGGACGCAUCUUCACGUACGUCAUUACUCUAGACGGCCAGUGGCGCUUCACAGAGACAGGCAAGGAGUUUGGCAUCGACCUGCUCAGUAAACAUACCAUGCACAGCGAUGUAUCAAUCUACAUUGCUUACUCCGGUGAAUUCUUUGUUCGCCAGAUCUCAGACGACAAGUCUGCCCACCACCAUCAUCAUCGCCGCCAUCAACACCGCCGUUCUGCUUCUGCCGAAGUAAAUAGCGGAGAGGAGUCGGAUGCUGAACAUGAGCCAUCUACUGACCCCGCGCACUACGAACUCAUCAUCGAUAACGACAGCGGCACUUACAGACCCAAUGGCAGACUCCUGCCUCUCCUAAAAGAGUUCUUAACUCCCAACCUGCCUGGCCUAAAGAUAUCCACCCUCGAUUCCCAGGGCGAUGCCACACGCAUGGCCGAACUCAAGGGCAAGCAGCGUGAGAUGAAGAACAAGUCAGAAAAUAGGAUAAUGUACCUGCAGAAGAGUUCCUCCUCCCUCUCCCUUUCAUCCCUAUCAAGUUCGGAUGAAGAGGAUCUCGACGAAAGGGAGAGCCACAUGAACACGAAAGACAGUCCGACUAAGCCGAAAGGGUUUAUGAGUAGACUGAAGAACCCCAAGGGUACAUACAAGCGGUGGUUGGAAACAGACCAUGAAUUCAGCGCUGGCAAGAAGCCUGAAGGACGGCCCGCAACUUCUCAUAAUUGA